AUCAGAGAAAAAGAGAGAGCUGGAAACUCCAGCCCCCAGCAAGCUGGACUCAAGGCAAUUUGCAUCUGUGUGUCAUUCAGGCUCCUCUCUGCAGUACUGCAGAGCAGCUUCAACCAGCUUUGUUGUCUCUGCUAGGUUUUAGCAGUUAAACCAACGGCAUUUGCCUUGAAGACUUCAUAAAAGAUUAUAUGCAUAGCUUUGAGGGUUUUCCCACCUUAAUUUCAAGGAAUUCUAUAGUAUUACAAUGUUGCUUUUUCAUGCUUUGAGAAGUAGUUAUUGGAUACAGAUGUCUCAAGAUAUUCCAAAUAUAGCUUCACUUUGAAAUGUCCAUACAGAUGUUCAGAAGUAUUGCAGACCAUCAGGACUUUAGAGCAUGGCUACAAGCAAUGGAAACAAUGACUUUGUACUUCUGAGCAAUGGCAACAUUCUGUCCAAUGUGACUAAUCCUGAUCUCCUGCUGGCAACCAAUGAUGGCAAUGUUGCAGUCCAAAACACACCAUCUAAGGAAACCUCAAGAAGAAAAGUGAGUGCAAACGGGUGCCUUCAGUUUAAUGGCAUGCUAAAAGCAUCAUUUUUGCCUGUAGAUGACCAAAGGACUCCGCAGGUGUUAACAAAAUGUUGUCCUUGCCCGUAUCAUCAUCCUCUAAAUAACCAUAGUACUCAACAAGAAUGUGUUUCAGUGGCUGGCACCAAUGCACCAUCUCCAUUGACUUCCUGCUGCCCAAACCCUCAUACUGAAUAUUCAGCAUCUGCUUGCCAAAAACAUGCACCCUUGUAUCAGACUGCCUGUUGUCUCCAGUCGUCCCCUUCAUUCUGCCUACAUCAUCAGUGGCCUGAACACUUUCAGCAUCAGCCUGCCCAACAGCACAUAGCCAGUAUAAGGCCCGCCAGAACGUUAACACUGCCAAAAAGCUAUGCAGCCUUGAUAGCCGACUGGCCUGUGGUAGUUUUAGGCCUGUGUACUGUGUUAAUAGUAGUGUGUGCAUUGGUUGGAAUAUUAGUACCAGAUCUUCCAGACUUCUCCGAUCCAUUAUUGGGUUUUGAGCCAAGAGGGACUGCAAUUGGGCAGAGACUGGUCACCUGGAAUAACAUGGUGAAAAAUACAGGCUACAAAGCAACACUAGCAAAUUACCCUUUUAAAUAUGCAGAUGAGCAGGCUAAAAGUCACCAGGACAGAUGGUCAGAUGACCACUAUGAAAGGGAGAGGAGAGAAGCAGACUGGGAUUUCCACAAGGACAGCUUUUUCUGUGACAUUCCAAGUGACCGCUAUUCACGUGUGGUGUUUACAUCAACAGAUGGAGAGAACUUGUGGAAUUUACCAGCAAUAAAAUCAAUGUGCAAUGUGGAUAAUUUGAGGAUACGAUCCCAUUUUCAGUUUGGUGAUCUCUGCCAGAGGACCACUGCUGCUUCAUGCUGUCCCAGCUGGACACUAGGCAAUUAUAUUGCCAUUUUAAACAACAGAUCAUCCUGUCAGCAGAUUGUGGAGAGAGAUGUUUCUCAUACUCUGAAGCUGCUCCGUACAUGUGCCAAAUACUACUACAAUGGGACUCUGGGGCCAGAUUGCUGGGAUAUGGCAGCCAGGAGGAAGGACCAGCUCAAAUGUACAAACGUGCCUCGUAAAUGUACAAAGUACAAUGCUGUUUACCAGAUCCUCCACUACCUAGUAGACAAAGAUUUCCUAAGCCCAAAGACCAUGGACUAUGUUUUACCAGCUUUAAAGUACAGCAUGCUCUUUUCACCUACUGAAAAGGGGGAGAGCAUGAUGAAUAUCUACUUAGAUAACUUUGAGAAUUGGAACUCUUCUGAUGGAAUAACCACCAUCACAGGGAUUGAGUUUGGGAUAAAGCACAGCUUAUUCCAAGAUUAUCUUUUAAUGGAUACCGUGUAUCCUGCUAUAGCCAUUGUGAUUGUUCUUUUAGUCAUGUGCAUAUAUACAAAGUCCAUGUUUAUCACACUGAUGACCAUGUUUGCAAUAAUUAGCUCCUUGAUUGUUUCUUACUUCCUUUAUCGGGUAGUAUUUAAUUUUGAGUUUUUCCCCUUUAUGAACCUCACUGCACUGAUUAUUCUCGUUGGUAUUGGAGCAGAUGAUGCUUUCGUCUUGUGUGAUGUGUGGAACUACACAAAAUUUGAUAAGUCUCAUGCCGAAACAUCGGAGACGGUGAGCAUCACCUUGCAACAUGCUGCUCUUUCCAUGUUUGUUACCAGUUUUACUACCGCUGCUGCCUUCUAUGCCAAUUAUGUCAGCAAUAUCACAGCAAUCAGAUGUUUUGGUGUUUAUGCUGGCACUGCCAUAUUAGUGAACUAUGUUCUAAUGGUAACAUGGUUACCCGCAGUCGUUGUGUUACAUGAACGGUACUUGCUCAAUAUAUUUAGCUGUUUCAGAAAGCCUCAGGCAAGGGUGUACAGUCACAAAAGCUGCUGCACAGUGCUGUGCCAAAUGUGCCAUAAGGUUAUUUUUGCCCUCUCCGAAGCAUCCAGGAUCUUUUUUGAAAAAGUGUUGCCAUGCAUUGUUAUCAAGUUUCGCUACAUCUGGUUGGUCUGGUUUCUAGCCUUAACUGUUGGUGGAGCAUAUAUUGUGUGCGUGAAUCCAAAGAUGAAGCUCCCAUCACUGGAACUCGCAGAGUUUCAAGUGUUCCGGUCUUCUCACCCUUUUGAACGUUACGAUGCUGAGUUCAAAAAGCUUUUUAUGUUUGAACGUGUCCAUCAUGGGGAGGAGCUUCAUAUGCCCAUCACUAUUAUCUGGGGUGUCUCUUCUGAAGAUAAUGGGGAUCCCUUAAAUCCUAAAAGUAAAGGAAAGCUAAAACUCGACAGCGCUUUUAAUAUUGCAAGCCCAGACUCACAGCUCUGGAUUUUAAAGUUCUGUCAGAAGCUGAGAAAUCAAACCUUUUAUUAUCAAACGGAAGAGCAAGACUUCACAAGCUGCUUCAUUGAAACAUUUAAACAGUGGAUGGAAAAUCAGGAUUGUGAUGAGCCGGCUCUUUAUCCCUGCUGCAGUCACUGGAGCUUUCCCUACAAACAGGAAGUUUUUGAGUUAUGUAUCAAGAGGGCCAUCAUGGAGCUUGAGAGGAGCACAGGGUACCACCUGGACAGCAAGACCCCUGGACCUCGCUUUGACAUCAAUGAUACCAUCAGAGCAGUAGUAUUGGAAUUCCAGAGCACCUACCUCUUCACCUUGGCUUAUGAGAAGAUGCAUCAGUUCUAUAGGGAGGUGGAUUCAUGGAUUUCAAAUGAGCUUAUUACUGCUCCUGAGGGUCUAAGUAAUGGGUGGUUUGUGAGUAAUUUAGAAUUCUAUGACCUCCAGGACAGUCUCUCUGAUGGUACUUUGAUUGCCAUGGGUCUUUCAGUUGCUGUUGCUUUCAGUGUAAUGCUGCUUACAACUUGGAAUAUAAUAAUAAGCCUUUAUGCAAUAGUUUCAAUAGCUGGAACGAUAUUUGUCACUGUCGGCUCUCUUGUUCUUCUUGGAUGGGAACUAAAUGUGUUGGAGUCUGUCACCAUAUCGGUUGCUGUUGGCUUAUCAGUAGACUUUGCUGUCCAUUAUGGAGUUGCUUACCGCUUAGCUCCUGACCCUGAUCGAGAAGGAAAAGUAAUCUUCUCCCUGAGCCGCAUGGGUUCAGCAAUUGCUAUGGCUGCACUGACCACAUUUGUAGCUGGAGCAAUGAUGAUGCCUUCCACGGUUUUAGCAUACACUCAACUUGGCACCUUCAUGAUGCUUAUUAUGUGCAUCAGUUGGGCUUUUGCAACCUUCUUUUUCCAGUGCAUGUGCCGUUGCCUUGGGCCCCAAGGAACCUGUGGUCAGAUUCCUCUGCCAAAAAAACUGCAGUGUAGCGCUUUUUCUGAGGCAUUGUCAGGAAACAAAGGAGAUGGGGAACAAAACAAAGCUAAUUCUCCUAACAAAUACAAGUUGGACUCUCGAAGUCAAAAACCAGACUUGGAGCAUGAUCAUUAUGAGCUAGAGCCUUUAGCAUUGCAUACCAACAAGUGCAGUGCAUCGGAGAAGAGAACCUAUGAAGAAACACACAUCUGUUCUGAACUUUUCAAUGGUAGACCCCCAAACACAUGUGUUCUUCCCCAGUCAGCAUAUAACAACGAACUGAACAUAAGCACUAAAACUGAAUCUGGAUCAGCCGUGACGUCUUCUGGCGAGCAGAAUAUCCCUUGCCAGUUGAUGUCUCAAAACCAACAGUGUAAUUGUUCAGGUGGAUAUAAGCAUGUGGACAUGAAAUGGAGCCCACGGUCAUGUCAACAGUUAAAUGAAACAUUAUGCUACCACUGCUCUCCUUCAUCUGGAAAUGUGCAUAUCCAGAGUUCUCUGGUUCCCAUCAAUGCUUUGCACCAUUCUUCUGAUGGUUAUGUGAAUGCUGUCCAGCAUGUUCUCCACUGUAACUGUCUACAGGGCAGAUUAAAAAGACCUCCAGUUCAGAAUUCACUCCCUAGAAAUAUAUUUUUCCAUUCCAUGCAACAUUUUCAAUCCCACAGUCUUCCAAACACAGAGGAGAAUUUAAGAACUCUUCCAAAGGAAGCAAGUUCUUCACCAUUUAUCUGCAACAAUGCUGGUUCACUAAUGAAAUCAUAUUGUGAAAUGGAAAAAAGCACGUCCAGUAAUCAAAAGGGACUUGCUAGUAACUACAGAGACCAAUGGGUCACUGAAGUAAAUGGGAAUGAAAAGGAGAUUUCUGCAUCAAAGCAAAGCAAGAAAGCUGAAACCGAGGGUAUGCAGAACUUAUCACAAACUGCUCCAGGUGUGAAGGCUAACCAGAAGGAGUGGAAUUGUAUAGAGAGUAGUACAGCAGUAGAGGCUGGUUAUGAGUCUUGUCCUGAAAAUUCACAGUAUUGUAACAGAACCAUAGCAACAAAGUGCAAUUCUGUUGAGUGUCAUAUGCCAAACACUGAAGCCCAUGUGCCUGCUCUAUUAGCACACCCAGAACUUUCCAAUGAAAGUUUGCUAAUAAAAACACUAUAAUAAAUCUUGA
Molecule: messenger RNA, 4970 nt
Organism: Hemicordylus capensis (graceful crag lizard)
Lineage: Eukaryota; Metazoa; Chordata; Lepidosauria; Squamata; Cordylidae
Gene: DISP1
Product: dispatched RND transporter family member 1
Exons: 9
Coding region: 374-4960 (1528 amino acids)
Cellular component (GO): membrane
Source: RefSeq, a predicted model, not a curated record